Debaryomyces hansenii CBS767 is the source of this 2580-nucleotide messenger RNA. RefSeq names its product Zcf8p (gene ZCF8). The record is from RefSeq and is a predicted model, not a curated record. Gene Ontology annotation, molecular function: DNA-binding transcription activator activity, RNA polymerase II-specific; zinc ion binding; RNA polymerase II cis-regulatory region sequence-specific DNA binding. The transcript has a single exon. Gene Ontology annotation, cellular component: nucleus. Bases 1 to 2580 code for a protein of 859 amino acids. Lineage: Eukaryota; Fungi; Ascomycota; Pichiomycetes; Serinales; Debaryomycetaceae. Gene Ontology annotation, biological process: regulation of transcription by RNA polymerase II.
AUGAGUUCGACGACGCCUAAAACGAAACGUAAGCGGAGACGCUACAGCUGUGGCCCAUGUAAGACCCUUAAAAUCAAAUGUAACUUGCAGACGCCGUGCCAGGCAUGCAAGAAGGUUGGAAGGGACGAUAAAUGCCAUGAGGAUCCGCCAAGACCACCAUCGAGUGAAGAAAUCAGUAUUAGCACUCGAAGAAAGACGUUGACAAAACGAAAGAAGCAGUUGAUAGGGGUUUCAGAGGAAGAAGACCCGUUGUCUGCGAAACAUGCUGAACGAGAUGGGCUCGAAGAUAGUUUUGGUAAAUCGCUUCACAAGAUGCCAGUUUCUGACACGAAUUGUUCUGAAAGUCCAUCAGCGACCCCCGGUCCAAAUAAUAUAACGGCUGAGCUGUUAGGUAAUGCUAAUUUUGAGGGUAUAGCCCAAAAUGUUAACUAUUCGGUACUCCCGAGAGCGAUGUGUCAUCUGACGAUAGACGACACGAAAGACCAUGGUUUAGAGAACAGCUACGUAUCGAAUGCUUCUGUUCCUGGUCUGUUUGCUUCCAUGUCCUCGACAUCAUUAUCCGAUAAUCAGGGUACUACAUCGAGGAACGUUUCUUUAUCGUCUUCGUUGUUGAGCCACAGUCUAGGAGGGGACUUGGAGGAUAUAAGGUUAAAUCCUGAUGUUAACAAUUACGAGUAUCGCAACUCAAUCCAGCAUCAGAUAAUGAACGAGCGUUAUUUAGUGGUGACACAAGCAGCGGAACAACCGUUGAACACACACAACUUUUACCUUUCGCAGCCAAACAUGACAAUUGCAAGCCCAAAUCAAGAUCAAUCAAACCCGAGGUUUUAUUCAAACGCAAGUUCAAUUGAGGCAGAAGAUAUACAAAGUAAACAAGUUAUGUUCACAUUCAAUAAUACGGACUUAAAUAUCUUCAAAACUUUUUUGCCAGCAUUCUCAAUACUAGAAGAAUUUCUACAUCAUUACAUAUUGUCUAGUAACUAUACCUACUAUAAUAUCUUGGAUAUCGGAGAGAUCUUCAGUGUAUUUAAGGGCUUUUUCAAUUCUAUUUCGAAUUUAUCAUCAACUGAUACGAUCAAAAUUGAUAAAAAUAGCUUGAAAUGCAUUAGUCAUUUUUAUGGUAUCAUGUCAAUUGGCUACUUGUUAUCAGGAUGGGAAAAUGAAGUGCUUGUAAAUUUGGAUAAGCAAACAGUUAUACAAGGGUGGAUAAAUAUUUCUAGUAUGAUACGCCGGAUCAUAGUAGACUCCACUAAGGUUUCUGACAUCCUAUUUUCGAUUGAAUGGUAUCUUAUUAUACGAGACUUUUUCACUUAUAAUAAUUUGGUUUUGGACGAUUAUUCUUCGUUCAUUAGUGUAGUAGAACUUUUGAAGCUGAAUAAGUGGAUUUUGGACACAAUUAAGAAAGACACCAAAAAAAUUUCAACACAAGCAGAUAAAGAUGUUGUUCGAGUGAUAAAGUAUUGGAUCUAUCUAAGAAUAGUCGACUUGGAAGUGCCAUAUAUUAUGUUAAAGGGAACAUUUAUUGAUUCCACGGAAUUUGAGAAUUCCGUUGUUCCUGAUAAACAAACAUUUGAUUUUCUAUUCAAAGAUUUGACGAACAUAUCUGACCCCUUGUCAAAUAUAUCCUUUGACGUAAUGAAACUUUAUUUUAACAGGACUCAACACACGGCAUCACUUAAGCUGUUUCUUAGAUCAUACCUUGAGUUUUUUUGCGAUGUUUCGUCGUUGGCUCUAGACGAACUAAAGGAUUUCAAGAAAAAGAGUUUGGAACAAAACUUCGAACAAACUGAUUCCCAUUUGCGAUCUCUUGUGAAAAUCCAAUUAUGCCAACAAGCAGCAAUAAGAUGGCUAUCUUUUAUGAGUAUUGAAUUCACUCAUUAUUUUCCUUCCCUAAGAUUCGCAUCAUAUUUAACAAGCAUCCUUAACUUGUUUAAUCAUUUCAAUUGCUUAGAUAGUAUUAUAAAGCGCCAAACCAAAAAUCAGAUGUCUUUAGUUGACAUAUUACUCCAAACCUACAACUAUGGUUGUUUCUCGAUAUUUGUGCGUUGUCUUGUAUACCAAGGUAUAUUCAUUGUGACUUUGAAAAACUUCAAAAAUUCAACCAACUCAAUACUUAAUUUUCGAGAAAUAUUUGACAUAGCCAGACGUAGGUUCCACGAUACAUUCACCGUAUUUUGGAACAGCAACCAAGUUCACAAUAAAUUGUAUCCGAAUCUACCAUUAUUUCGGAAUUCAUUUGAUCUAUGCCAUCAAAUGUGCCGUAUGGUUGAUAAUGAUACGCAAUUUAACCUGCUUGACGAUUUCAUUACCCAUUUGACGUCUGAACUUCCCCUUUAUGAUUAUUUAACCCAAAACUAUUUUGCUUCUCCAGAUGAUUUGAGAUUGUACUUAAAAAUAUUGUGGCAGUUACUUACACACAUAAAUACGGACCAAUCAACCAAACUCAUUAUAUCGGAACUGUUAUUUUUAAAUAUGGAUCUACUUAAUAGUAGAUUAGAUGAUCCCACAGGGCUUACAAUAACUUCCGAAGUAGUUGAUGACUUCGCUAAAUUAGUAAUUGAGCCAAACAUACAUGAAUAA